Messenger RNA from Ogataea haglerorum, 657 nucleotides. RefSeq lists its product as uncharacterized. Lineage: Eukaryota; Fungi; Ascomycota; Pichiomycetes; Pichiales; Pichiaceae. The record is from RefSeq and is a predicted model, not a curated record. The transcript has 2 exons. Gene Ontology annotation, cellular component: cytoplasm. Gene Ontology annotation, molecular function: protein phosphatase inhibitor activity. Bases 1 to 657 code for a protein of 218 amino acids.
AUGUCGAAUCUAUCGCCAAACGACCCGCUAUACGAGCGCCCACAGACAGAGGAGACAGCGAAAUUGACGCCGCAGGAACAGAAACUGUACAAGUUGUACGGCCGUUUGCCGAAGAAGUCGGAGGUGCUGCAAAGUAAGCUGAAGGACAGGAAGUUCUUCGACAGCGGAGACUACGCCAUGUCGAAAGCCACGGGACACAAGGAGCAGGUUGGGUCGAUAAACCCGCUAAAACUGCCAAAUAUCGAGAACGUUGCGAGAAUCAACAGGAACUCGAUUUCUGGGGUAAGCGCGACGGGGCUUCUGAGUGCCAACCAGCACAAGUCGAAUCUGGAGAACGAGCGGAAGGACGUGUCCGAGGAGGCGGUUCUGCUGGAACGUGAAGUAGGUAUACGCGGCGAUAGCCCCCAGAGAAACGACGAACGAGGACAGCAGGCCGCCGAUAGACGAGUCCAUCACGAUCCACAGCAGCGCGCAGAUGCCCAGGAAGACGAGCGACGCCUCGAGCUUCGACUCCCACUCCACCUUUCUCAGUCCGUACGAAAACCCUAUCAGUGCAACAGUGAACCUGAGAAGCGCAGCCGUUUCUGGGAAAGACCGUUUCUGGCCGUUCCAAGUGAAGAUGAGCUCCGAAAGCGGCCGGACGGAGCCAAACAGUAG